UUUGGUGUUCCACAUUGAAUUAUUGGCUUGAUUAUGACAAAAUCAAGCAAGCUCUAUGUUGCUUUCAUUAUAAAGUUUAGGAAGAUGAGAGCUUGACAGGAGCAAGAGUAAGAGAUAAGAGAUGGAGAUGUGUGGGAGGAUGUGUGCAGUGUUGGUUGUAUUGUUGAUGGUGAUGAUAAGAGAAGGAGAUACACAAUUAGCACAAAAUUUUUAUAGGUUUGGAUGCCCAAAUGUUGAGUCAAUUGUAAGGCAGGCGAUCAUAAAGAAGAUGAGCCAAACGUUUGUGACUAUCCCGGCGACACUUAGGCUCUUCUUUCAUGAUUGUUUUGUUGAGGGUUGCGACGGAUCAAUCUUGAUUCAGUCUACAAAUGGAGAUGCCGAAAGAGAUGCAAGCGACAAUCUCUCCCUUGCUGGCGAUGGCUUCGACACGGUAAUAAAGGCCAAGCAAGCUGUCGAAGCCGCUUGCCCUGGCAUUGUCUCCUGCGCUGAUAUCUUGGCCAUAGCUGCUAGAGACGUAGUUGUUUUGUCAGGCGGACCGAACUUCUCGGUCGAACUCGGGCGGCGAGACGGCCUGGCUUCGCAUCGAUGGCGCGUCCCCGGAAGUCUCCCUUCACCGGAGUUCAACUUCAACUUACUAUCAUGGUUAUUCCGCAAGAACAACCUAUCGGUGACGGACAUGGUGGCUCUCUCCGGCGGGCACACAGUUGGCUUCGCCCACUGCUCCCGCUUCGCCAGUCGCCUAUACUCCUUUAACGCCACCCACAAUGUCGACCCGUCACUUGACCCAACGUACGCACGACAAUUAAUGCAGUCCUGCCCGAAGAACGUCGACCCAAGGGUGGCGGUCAGCAUGGAUCCCCAAACGCCGAAUGUGUUUGAUAACGCUUAUUACCGUGGUUUGGUGAAGGGGAGGGGAAUUUUCAAAUCAGAUCAGGUGCUUUUGGGACAUCCAAUGUCGAAGCCUAUAGUUAAUAGCUUCGCCUUCAACGCGCAAAGCUUCCGCUCGGCUUUCGGUGAAGCAAUGGUAAGACUGGGGAGGGUGGGGGUGAAGACUGGAAAUCAGGGGGAGAUCAGGAGAGAUUGCUCUCGCUUCAAUUGAUUUAUUUAGCUUGAUUUUUCUUUUUUUUUUUUUGGAUAGGCUGAGAGAAAGUUGAGUUUCUAUGGAGAAUAUUAUGCUCCAGUUUGUUUUGUAAGUCUAUGAUUGUUUUGGUGUAUUAUUUGUUAAGUGAUUGGAAAAUUCAUGCUU
This is a messenger RNA of Phalaenopsis equestris, 1246 nucleotides long. RefSeq names its product peroxidase 51-like. Gene Ontology annotation, molecular function: heme binding; peroxidase activity. The record is from RefSeq and is a predicted model, not a curated record. Bases 122 to 1099 code for a protein of 325 amino acids. Gene Ontology annotation, biological process: response to oxidative stress; hydrogen peroxide catabolic process. NCBI's taxonomy places the organism in Eukaryota, Viridiplantae, Streptophyta, Magnoliopsida, Asparagales, Orchidaceae. The transcript is spliced from 3 exons.